Molecule: messenger RNA, 1491 nt
Organism: Penicillium canescens
Lineage: Eukaryota; Fungi; Ascomycota; Eurotiomycetes; Eurotiales; Aspergillaceae
Exons: 1
Coding region: 1-1491 (496 amino acids)
Biological process (GO): regulation of DNA repair; carbohydrate metabolic process; ATP generation from poly-ADP-D-ribose
Cellular component (GO): cytoplasm; nucleus
Molecular function (GO): poly(ADP-ribose) glycohydrolase activity
Source: RefSeq, a predicted model, not a curated record
AUGUCUGACCAGACAUUCGUCCUCCCCUGUUCUCCCUCCAUCCUGCGUCCAGAUCGCUUCGACUUCGUUUCUUCCGAGGAACUUGAAGUUCCAUUUUGGCGGAUUUUGUCAUGCAUCUUGGCCGAGUCAUUAAUCUCUGUGACUGACGGCUCGUCUCUCAUCGAUACCCUGGAAAUGAUAUCGGUUGUUCUACACGGAGAGGCUGCCAGGAACUACGUAUUCCUACAGGAAUUUCUCGACAAUUAUCUGACAACGUCCACUCCUGGAUCAAGCAAGUUCUUUACAUCAACGUGGCCAUGUCUAGUCGGUCUUGCCUUGGAACUACCAUCUUUAUUCCCGAGCCACUCCAUCCCCCCGCUGAAAAGCGACGAGACUAGCCAGAUUAUUUUAAGCAGAAGGCAGGCUGCCUGUUUGGUCGUACACCAGUUCUUGUGCUCCCUACCGGCCCAUCCAUGGCUGACGGAGUCCUUCGUUAAUCUGUCACCGUGGUACUCGGGUGGAGAGGCAAUGCACCGGGGUGCUGUGCAAGCGUAUCUAGCCGCCCUCUUCACAUAUUUCGAAGCCAUAGCGGCCUCCGAACCAGAGGGUGGAAUUCUGCACCACUCAGUGGAAGACUGGCCCAUUAUUUUGGCGUUGGUAGUAAUGCCUGGCGACCAAUCACACUCUCUUCUUUCCAAUGCACCAGCUUCAUUGAGCCGUUUGGCAGUUGUCCAACUCCCACACCAAUCAACAGACAUCGCAUCCCUCGGUCUUCCAGAUGGCGCUUGCGUGAUAUCUGCUAACAAGAGCGUGGGAUUCGGUGCGACAGGUACUCAAGAAGAGCUUCAUGUGGGUAUUUCCCCCGAGGCGUACCCAGUGACACUGCUAGCGCCCCCUCUGAAGGACCGCCAGGUCCUCACCUGCCAGGGUGCUGAAGCAAUGGUUACUACUAAAGGGCACGGGAGAUGGGCCUCCUUGGACGAAAUAUUGCAUGGCAGACCAAUACCCCCGUCUGUUGACUGGCGCAACCGGGUCAUGCUAUUCAUGGACGCCCUGGAAUUGGACCUUGUAGACAGCGUUCAUCCACACGGUGGAGAGAGCAUUCCGGACCUGAUGCCAGGCUGUCUUCAUCGGGAAUUGGUGAAGGCCUACACCGCGUUCUGCUCGCAUUGUAGCAGGAAUAUCCGGAAGCCCUACUCCUUUGUCACUACUGGACUUUGGGGCUGCGGCGCUUUUGGGGGAAAUAGACAGAUUAAAGCGAUAAUCCAAUGGUACGCUGCAUCCAUGGCAAAUGUACCUGAGCUUCGAUAUGUCCUAGCUGGCCCAGAGCAGAAAGGAUUUGGAGAUGAGCUCAAGAGGUUCGUCGGCCUGGUGGCAGAACACACUAGGAGAGAAUUGGAGCCACAGAAGCUCUUUGACGUGCUUGUCCGUCUGGGGACAGAGAUCCAGACUGGGAAGUCCGCUGUUCCCAAGCCAGACGGGAUUUUCGAAUAUGUUUUAAAAAGCCUGUAA